This is a messenger RNA of Drosophila ficusphila, 2013 nucleotides long. RefSeq lists its product as uncharacterized. Gene Ontology annotation, biological process: proteolysis. Lineage: Eukaryota; Metazoa; Arthropoda; Insecta; Diptera; Drosophilidae. The transcript has 2 exons. Gene Ontology annotation, molecular function: serine-type endopeptidase activity. The coding region runs from base 16 to 939 and encodes 307 amino acids. The record is from RefSeq and is a predicted model, not a curated record.
UUUCCUCAAGACACAAUGCAGCGUCUAGUGCUUAUUUUUGGAAUAAUACUACUAGCUGCCCUGGCAAAUGUAUCGCUCUCAUCAAAUACCCAUUAUCACCGCUAUAUGCUGAGCGAUUACAAGGCGCAGCACAAUCCGAAGACUCAGAUGGACUACAAACGACGUCGAGCGCGGACUGGGGACACAACCGAUCAGCCGGAAGAACUUCCACCUCCACAAGAUCAAAAUGUGACCUUCGGGGACUCCAGGGAACCCUUUGUUAUCUUGACCAAGUCCAAAGAGAAGGUGUCGCUGCACGAGCUGAUGGUCCGGAUAUACAAACAAAGCAAGUACAUCUGCAUGGGAACCAUUAUAUCCCCGAAACUAGUGGUGACCGCGGACACUUGCUUUGAUGAGAAGGACGGCGACACGGUGCACAUGAAGAUGCACGACAACGAAAUAAUCGAGGGGAAGAAGAUACCGCUGAACGAGACCUUUCUGAAGGGAGCAGAUCCCCUUUUGGUCGCCAUUCAAGUGGACAAGCUGCCCAAAAACUCGAGUGUAGUCGGGGAUACAGUGAAGCUCUGCGACUCCGAACUGGAGAACUACAGUCCCGUCGAGGUGCCACUCUGGAUAAGGAAGCGCCACAGCAUCCACUCGCAGACGUCCUUCAUCCUCCCGCUGCAGGAGUGCCGUCACCGCAUGAACGAUCGCCAGGGUCUGGUGGCCAUCGACACGAUGUUCUGCGUGCGGAACCCGAAGUACACGGUCCAAUGCCAGCUGGCCAUCGGGAAUCCCCUGAUCCACGACGGGGAGAUCUGCGGCAUCAACGUGGCUGGCCACAACUGCCCCGUCUUUACGGGGGUCGACCUCUACAUCAAGAUCUACGACGCCCUCGAGUUCUCGAUUGUUGGCAUGGAACUCAUCAAGAACUCCCGCAUCGAGGACACAAUACUGUAACCCUUAAAUAAAUAAUAUCAAUGAUUUACUUCAUUAGAUUGUUUGGUAGUGUCGUAAGCCAUAAGUAAGCACCAUAAAUAACUGAUUACCCAGAAAGCCAUUAAUAAUUUCAUUUGACAAGAGGCGAGUUAAGUAGCAGUUAAUUUUAGACUUCUAAAGUCAAUACUACCAUGUUGAAACUUGGGAUUGUUUUGCUUUUGGCCUUGCUGUGCUCAGCCCACAAGGGUGAAUCCGGAUCUUCUGGUCCAAAACAUCACAAGUUGAGCUUUACUUCCUUAGCAAGGAUGAAGAUGGAGAUUUUGUUACUGGCCCUGUUGGGUUUAAGCCACGUUAAGUUCUCAGUGGGAGAAGGCAGUUGGGUCCUCCUCCAGCCGUCGCUGGACGAUUACGUCGUUCGCGUGAUGAUUAAGGACAAGAUGUACUGCAGCGGACUGAUCGUUAAUAGGCGGCAGGUCCUCACCUCCAACAUUUGCUAUUCUAGAUGGGGUACGAAGGACCACAAAGUAGUCCUUUCCGAUGGCUCCACGUAUAGCGUCGAGGGCAUAACUUAUUCCAAGAACUACACAGCAAAUAGUAAAAGGUAUACUAAGCUGAUUCUGCUCCAAUUGGAAACUGCAUUGGAGGAGCCGUUUUCCUGGGAGCCGCCCUUUUGCAAUGAAAUCCCUGGCCCCUCCGAAAUUCUUGAUUUCUGGAGGUGGGACCCGAGUGGCAGAAAACUGGAGAAGAAGCCCACUCCGCAGACGCCAACUAAGGAUUGCGAGCGGGAGGAGCCCAAUCCCAAUCCCGAUUUUUUCAAAGAUAACGAUUUCGUCUGCCUGAAGAACCAGGGCUGGUCCGUGGAAUGUGUGCCCACCUUCGGAAGCCCCUUGGUUUGGCGGAACAGUUUCUGUGGCAUGCACACCUGGCACUUCUGCGGUUCACCAACAAUCAACUAUUCAGAUGUAUUUAUUCGACUGCUCAAGGUUGAUUCGGUUCCUAAAGCAGACGCAAAAAUAGAAUGAUUAACUAUCUAUUUAUAGGGAGCGUAGAAUGUAAUCUCUUAUGAAUCUUAUUAAACAAAAGCUCCUAUGACAA